Molecule: messenger RNA, 444 nt
Organism: Tinamus guttatus (white-throated tinamou)
Lineage: Eukaryota; Metazoa; Chordata; Aves; Tinamiformes; Tinamidae
Gene: LYZ
Product: lysozyme
Biological process (GO): defense response to Gram-positive bacterium; defense response to Gram-negative bacterium
Molecular function (GO): lysozyme activity
Source: RefSeq, a predicted model, not a curated record
AUGAAGCUUUUCCUAAUCCUUGGGUUUUGCCUCCUACCCCUGGUUGCUCCAGGGAAAAUCUAUAAGAGGUGUGAGCUGGCAGCAGCUAUGAAGAAACUUGGACUGGACAACUUCCGUGGAUACAGCCUGGGAAACUGGGUUUGUGCAGCGAAAUUUGAGAGCGACUUCAACACUGGGGCCAUAAACCGGAACAGCGAUGGAAGUUCCGACUAUGGGAUUUUGCAGAUCAACAGCCGCUGGUGGUGCAAUGAUGGCCGGACACCAAGGGCAAAGAAUGGCUGCAAUAUCUCCUGCCAAGCACUUCUGAGUUCGGACAUAACAGCAUCCGUGAACUGUGCAAAGAAGGUUGUCAGUGAUAAAAAUGGCAUGAAUGCAUGGGUCGCAUGGCGCAAACACUGCAAAGGAAAGGAUGUCUCCCAGUGGGUCAAAGGCUGCAGACUGUGA